Messenger RNA from Symbiodinium sp. CCMP2592, 4266 nucleotides. NCBI's taxonomy places the organism in Eukaryota, Dinophyceae, Suessiales, Symbiodiniaceae. The record is from the annotation of a GenBank genome assembly.
AUGUCACUAGGUUUGCAUUCGAACUGCGGCUCGGAGUUGAAUUCAAUUCAGCCCUGCCCCACACCGCACGUGUCCUUCGAGGUCGCGGCUUUCCAAGCAGAGCUCAAGCUCGGCGACUUCGGUUGGGCGGCCAUCGCCCCGCCGCCGGGAGAGGGGAAAAUCACGAAGCCACCGCCCACAGGCGCCGGCUCCCUGUGGUACGCGCCACCGGAGCUCAACCCGCCCGUCGAGGGCGUCGAGCCGGAGCAGCCUGCUCUGGACGACAACGGCGAGCCCAUCAGAGGCCUCAGCGACAUGUGGAGCGCCGGCGUGGUGCUGUACUUGCUGCUUGUGGGUCACAACCCCUUCAACCAGGCGCUGAAGCAGCCCUCGCAGGAGCUGCAAGACCAGGAAGUCUUGCGACUCGUUGCGCUCGGAAACUACAACCGGCGAACGGAGAGGCACCCGGCGAUUGCCUUCAGAUCCCAGUUCCGCAUAUGGCUUCAGCUCCACCCCGAUGCCCGCGACCUCAUCACCAAGCUCCUCCGCGUGCAGCCUGCGCAGAGGCUCUCUGCUACGGACGCGUUGCAGUCGGCCUUCAUCACGCGCAGAGCGGUGCUGGGCCGGGUGGCAGGCUACGGCGGCCAUUCCACGGCCAUCUCGUCAUGCAUGGAGAGUGAGCCCUCCGUCUUCUUCAGGGGUUCCGUGGCGCCCUGGGCUGGACGGGAGCGCCGGUGGGCCCGGCUCGACGGCUUUCAGCGCCUUGCCUGGCUGGCGAUGGCGCGGGCGCUGUCGGAGCCGGAGUUGGAUCGCUCCGUGGUGCAAGGCGCCAUGGAGGGCAUGGAGCACGAGCGGCAGCGCCGGUCCAGCGAACCUCGCGAGGCUGGCUACCUGUGGCAGCUGGCGCGGGAGCUGGGUACAGCUCCUGUCUUCCAGUGGCUUCAGGACGAGUUCUCCGCAGACGCCUGGCCGGAUGCGCUCCGCUUGGCCUUCGCUUUCCUGGAUGUAGACGGUGACGGGGCACUCGUGUCUUCGUGCAGUGGCGACGACUCCCUCUUCGGCGUCCUCGACGACAACGAGGACGAUGGAGCCGUGGGUGGUGAUACGGAAAUCGAGGGAGAGGAGCGCGCAGUUCGAGGGACAGGACCCGAGGAGGCCCUGGGAAUCUGGGGCGACUCCGGGGGGCCGAAGAGCCUGGGCAUGAUGACGACCAAACCCACGAGCCACGGAGGGCCCGCAAAGCCAAGUGGGCAGGAGGGAGACGAUGGACCUGGAACAUCCGCCCGGCAAGGUGGCAGCCUAGGCGCCGGAGGCGCCUUCCAGCAAGGGUACAACGAGCCCUCGCCAACUGGUGUGCUGCUGGCACCAAUGCAAGAUGGAAUUUCCGGCCUGCCGCCGGCGUGCGAUUCGGAGAAGCAAGUCACCCAGGCAAUUCAGCAGUCACUUGCGCAAGUGGGCAUGCCCGUUAGCACUGGCCCCUCGUUCGGGCCGGUGGCACUGGAGGACCCGGUGCUCCUGCAUCAAGCCCAUCGGCCGCCGCUGCUCCUGCAGCAGGACUGGGAGGCUACCAUCAUAAAGUGCCAGCAGCUUGCUGUGAAGUUCAAGGAGAACAAGGAGCCUGUGUUCCGAGCGGUAGUGCAGUGCCUCCCUUCUCAGAUCGAGACCGCCAAGCAAAGGGUCCCGGUCAAGGCUGGAAACUUUGUGCGAUUCCUUGAUGCCUUUGUCCACCAGCUCACGAGUGCUGGCCUUGAUGCUGCUCGCCCCAAGGGCCGAACUUCUGCGACGAAGGUCACCCCAAAGGAUGCCACGGUCCUUUAUGUUAAGGUGCCACAGGAAUUCGUUGGCGCCGAGAUCCGGAAAAAGUACUGUGCAGCUCCCCGGGCCCAGAUUGCAGUGUGGGCCGCAGCCCAAAGGGUCCAGUUGAUCGACACUUUCAAAUGGACCGAAGAGCUCACCCAGGGCGGCAAGCAUCAGCUUUUUGGGGUCAUUAAGGUUGCCAAGUCGACUCUACGUCAUUACUUGCACACUCUGGAGCUGGAGGAAUCUUUGUGCAAGCUCCUCGCGAGCACCCAGUCCACCGGAUUGAGCGUGCCAAGGAUGAGCCUAAUACCGUCUACCUUGCGCGGGCUAUGCGCUCAUCGGGGGCCCUUGGUCUGGCGUGCAGAGGCCAGCAGCUUGGCAGCCGACACCAUGCGGAUGCAAAAACACGUGUGCAGCGCAUAUGGAUCUUCGAAGGUGUGCCCCGAGCAGUUGAUAUGGACCAGGCUCGCAACAUCUUAUAGCCAAUUUUCAACGACGGGGCAUGCACAAGGGGCAAUGAAGUCGACCUCCUCCCGAUUGCCAUUGAGAUUGAGGACGGGGGUUGUUGCAUGGGCCAAGCUUGCGCCACCGCGGGAAGCCACGACAAAGCAACGGACCAUCCAUGGUGCGUCGGUUCCCUUCAUUGCGAAGACCAGUGCCUUGGACCCGGUUCCCGUCACCAUCUCCAUCCCGGAUGGCACUGCGCAGGAUGGGACGGCCACUGCUACGGGCGGCGGCUCUGCUGAUGCGCCCAAGGAGGCCUCUGCUCCGAAGCGACAGAAAGCCCGCCAGCGUCAGCCGCCAAAGGGCACCACUCUCGAGGCCCAGGAAAAGGAUGGGAACUGCAUGUAUCGCAGUAUGGCGACAGCUCUCAAUAAAGGGCGGAAGGAGGCUACCUUCCAUCAUUUGGAGCUCCGAGCCCGAGUUGCGACUCACAUCCAGAGCCACCCUGAGUGGUACGAGGAAGCUUGGAAGGAUGAUGGAUCCAAAGGGCCCGACGGCAAGCUUUGCCAAUUGGGAGGCUUUUGUUCAGGCUAUUGCAAAGGCCAGGUCGUUCUGGUCCCGGAAGAUGCAAACUUCCCUGUGGUUGCGUACGGGAAAAAAUGGGCUGCUUCUACCCACUGCUUCUUCUACACCACGAACCACUUCGACUACCUUGCUCCGACUGAGGACGCCUACCCCAAGGAUCUGCUUGCAGUUGACGCCGACCCUUCAGGGGGUUUCUUGGUGGGUGGCAUCUCAGAGCUGGCUACCGACUCGGCUUCAUCGGUUGGCUGUGGCACCCGAGCGGCUGACUUGCACACUGAUGCCGAGGAGCUUGGGGCCACUGACAUCGCUCCGCCCAUUGGUGUUCGACCUUUUGGUCGCCGUGUGCCGCCGCCUGAUGUUGCCUGGCAGUGCCCACUGUGCCCGACUGGCAUCACCCACGAGGAGGCCGCCAUUAUGUCGCGCAGUGUCACUUGGCACCUAAAGCUGGACCACCGCGGCUUAAAGCACCCUCGCAUCAGCCCGGAUCGUUGGAAAGCCAUUCUCAAAGCACAAAGUCGCAAGCUUGGCAAGCAGCCCCUGUUGUGUGCCAGCCGCCGCAUCCGGCAAAUGACCAAAGCCGGCAUUGCUCGGGCUCAGGCCAAACUGCCUGACCAUUGUGUUCCUUUUGUUUGGCCCACGUGCCGCCUCAUGAAUUGGAUCAAGUCCCGAAUGCGGGAUCAUUUUCAACACGAGGGCUUGGGCCCAUGGGAAGGAAGCGACAUUGACAUAGCUCCAUCGGCAGCUGAGCUUCAAAAGGCCAUGCAAAAGAUGAAGAAGAAGGCCCCCGGCCCGGACGGGUGGGAGGCCUCGGUGUUGUUGCAAUUGCCUCACUCGUGGUGGCACCUGUAUGCCAGCCUGUGGCGAGCCAUCAUCCAGCAUGGGAUCGUUCCUCCCCGGUGGCAACGAUCCACCAGUGUCCUGUUGGACAAAACUGCCAACGAAACGAGGCCGAUCGCCUUGCUAUCGGUCGCUUGGCGCGCCGGGGCCCGGGCCAUUGUGCAACGCUUGCGCCCCUGGGUGAUGGGGUGGCUCAGCCACCGAGCCGUUGCCGGUGCACCGGGCAAGUCGGCUGUCGACUUUCACAAAAGAAUCUUUGACACUUGGGUCGAUGGCACAACCAGCUUUGUGCAGCAGGACCUUCAUGCUUUCUUCGAUUCUUUGUCGACUGAGAUCGUGUGUGCCACCCUCUGCAAGCUUGGAGCGCCGAAGCAGUUGAUCACACUUGUUGGUGCUUUCUAUGCCCGGCAACUGCGACUGUUCACUGCUGACGGGUUGCCCACCGCGGCCAAGCAGCACUGUGCACUUCGGUGGAGAGGUGCUGCUCGGCCAAGGUGGGCGACCGAGUUUCGAGCGGCGCAGAAGAAGGAGGAGACCCUGGUCCGUUUUUCUUCCCGAGCAGGAAACCUGCUCGAGGCUUCUCUCCAAAGUACAGCACCGGCUGCUUCGUCAGCCGAGUGA